This is a messenger RNA of Owenia fusiformis, 1693 nucleotides long. The record is from the annotation of a GenBank genome assembly. NCBI's taxonomy places the organism in Eukaryota, Metazoa, Annelida, Polychaeta, Sabellida, Oweniidae.
GUCCGUAGAAGGUCGUCAAGGAAAACAAUUUUCUUCCAAAUAUUCUUGUAGAUCGUACAUUUAAGUCAUUUUCUCAGCAAUAAAUCAUACAUCUACCCAUAAAUCAUGACCCACGUACGGACAUAUAAUCCAUCAGUACGGGUUGCGAACUGGAAUGAAGAUAUACAAUUGGAAGAGGACACAUUGAAAGAUUUUCUUGAACGCAAAGAAAGAGGUGAACUGCUCAUACAGAAAACACAUGGACUUUCAGAGACCUUUUUACAAAAUACAAGUCUUAGUGUAACAAGAGAUGGAGAAGUACACUUUGGUGAUGUUGUUAUGAUAAUGAAUAAAGGAGCUAGAGACCAAACAAAGUACUCAACAUCACAAGACCCAAGAAAAGACAGUGUAUUAUCUGUUUGCCCUGACUUUUCCGGUGACAGUUCAAGAGUCUCUGUGUCUGGGUCACAAUCUGGCACACCAACUAAACGAAACACAUUUAUCAUCACCAGCAUAGAUGGCACUCCGAAUGGACAACCUCUCCGAUAUGGUCAACCCUUUCAUUUCCAAGCAGUACAUAAUAAUUUUCUUCUCCAUAGUGACCGUGUGUCAUUCCAAACAUGUGCCAAGAGAUCACGUCACCAAGCUGUCAGUCUAGUAGAUGCGCCAUCUUUCCUCACACAAUGGCAAAUUAUCAAUUUCAACCCACAGUUAAGAAUGGAAUAUGAAGGAGCCCCUGUACCUGCUAAUGAACCCAUAAUUAUUAACCACGUCAAGACAAACCAGGAUAUUGCCAUAGAACAGGAUUUCACAGUCAGGAGUCCAUUUGGCAGAGAGUAUGAAGUUUCUGCCAACACAUAUCUUGAUUCACAUAAAGCUGAAAUGGAAGUCAACCACUUUAUGCUGGUUCUUGGAGCACCAGGGAGUGACGUGUGCAAAGUUGAGGAUGCAAAAGCACAAGUUUUAACAGGUCCCCAGCCAUCCAUGGGAAUAACAGACAGUUCAGGAACUUCAGCAGGAACAUCUGCUUAUACAUCAGAGCAAUCCUCUCGACAACAAACUGGAAAUAUAUCACAAUAAUAUUACCCACCUGACUGUUAAUAUAUUCUAACUGUAAAAAGCAUGUUCAUGGAAUUUUCAUGAGAUAAAUCAAUCCUUAUCUUUCAUUAUCAAGAUGUGACUAUAUAUAUAUAUCAAUUUCUGAUAUAUUUAUUAUAUCUAGGUCAGUUUCUCUCCAGUACUUUGCAAUUGUUUAAUUUUGAUCUAAAGGAAACCAUGGGCAAUAUAAUGUUUUAAAAUGAUACAGUUCUUCAGAAAAAAAAUUAAGGGGACAUACUGUAAACCUUUAAAAAAAUUGCAAAAUGUAAAAAAAUAUAUAAUUUUUUUUUAUCAAUUCAACUUCAAAUUGUAUGUUGUUCUUCUGAAACAGUUAGCAUGAAAAUUCAGCAAUACAGCAAUAUUUUUGUACAUAAAUAUAUUUAAAAAUCACAAAAUUAUCAGCAGUAGAUAUUUUAGUGUCACUUAUCAUGGAUCAUGAUCUAUAGCAACAUUUUUGUCAAACAAACACUGUAUUAAGAUGUUCAAUUUCUCGAUAUACAACAUUCACAUUUUAAGGAAAUCUUUGAUUCAUUUUUGGAUAUAUAUGUUAACUAUGAAGUCCAUGUAUAUAAUUAACUGUAUAUAAAAGGAAAGUAAUAAAUUGAUCAAGAAAUAA